Molecule: messenger RNA, 1776 nt
Organism: Zea mays
Lineage: Eukaryota; Viridiplantae; Streptophyta; Magnoliopsida; Poales; Poaceae
Product: GDSL esterase/lipase
Exons: 5
Coding region: 10-1311 (433 amino acids)
Molecular function (GO): hydrolase activity, acting on ester bonds
Source: RefSeq, marked provisional
CCCCACCCCAUGUCAACGGCCACCGCGCCGUCUCCGUCCCCGUCCCCUUCUCCCUCGUCUGGAACUCGCCCUCUGCUCCGGAUCGGCGCGGCCCGUCGUUUCGCCAUGGCAUUUCCGCCAUGGGCGGCUCUGCUCUUUGCGGGGGUUCUGGUGGUGGUGUUGGCGGCGGCGGGAGCGGAAGCGGGAGGAGGGAGCGUCUGCUUCGACCGGAUGUUCAGCUUCGGAGACUCGCUCACGGAUACCGGCAACUUCCUGCUCUCCGUGCCCGAUGACUUCCCGGACCCCGCGCGGAACCUUCCCUACGGCCAGACCUUCUUCGGCCGCCCCUCCGGCCGUUACUCCGACGGCCGCAACCUGCUCGACUUCUUCGCGGAGGCAUUUGGGCUGCCGUAUGUGCCACCAUACCUAGGCGGCGGGGACUUCCAGAAUGGUGCAAACUUUGCGGUCGGCGGGGCAACUGCCCUCAAUGGCUCGUUCUUCCGUGAACGCGGCGUGGAGCCUACAUGGACGCCUCACUCCCUUGAUGAGCAGAUGCAAUGGUUCAAGAAGCUUCUCACAUCCAUUGCACCGUUGGAGACAGAGCAAAACAAAAUAAUUUCCAAGUCACUUUUCUUUGUGGGAGAGGUCGGUGGAAAUGAUUACAACCAUUUAAUCGUUAGGGAUAAAUCUGUUGAUGAGCUACAUGAAGUUGUUCCUAAUGUUGUUGGUGCCAUAAGCUCGGCCAUCACGGAUCUUAUAAAUCUUGGAGCAAAGAAGUUAGUUGUUCCAGGGAACUUCCCAAUAGGGUGCGUCCCAUUAUAUCUUGCAAUCUUUCAGAGCCAAAAAGAGGAUUACUAUGAGGAACAAACAGGCUGCAUUAAGUGGCUCAAUGAUUUUGCUGAGUACCAUAAUAAGAUGCUUCAGGAGGAGUUGGAGAAACUCAGGAAUCUUCACCCUGAUGUGACCAUCAUUUAUGCUGAUUACUAUGGUGCUGCAUUGAACAUAUUCCGUGCCCCACUCCAGUUUGGUUUCACAGUCCCAUUGAAUGCGUGUUGUGGAAGUGAUGCCCCAUACAACUGUUCCCCUUCAAUAUUGUGCGGGCGUCCUGGAUCUACAGUGUGUCCUGACCCAUCAAAAUACAUCUCAUGGGACGGCUUACACUUCACUGAGGCGAGUUACAAAGUUGUCAUUCAAGGAGUACUUGGGGGGUAUGCCAAGCCUCCCCUUUCAGAAACCUGCAAGGGUGCGGAAUUCAAAGUUUCUCAGCUUCACCAAUGUACAGAUAAUCCAACAAACACUGUGUCAUACGAUGCUUUGAGCUCUUUUAUUUGAUCUGCUCGUAAAAGAAGUGCAUUUAGAGUUACAGUGGGCAGCAUAGAUGAUGUUGCAGGACCGAACAUCUUGGACACUUUCUCAAAGCCGAGAAGAGAUCCAUCGAUGUAGGGUCAUUCAGUUCUACAAUCUACAAUCCACUUGGCUGCUGGGAGGAGGAGAAAAAAUGGGAGGGGAGUUUGUAGUGCAGAAAUUUGCGAUUGCUUAGUGCACUACUUUGCUCUGCUAUGUUUUUCUUAGCAGCUUACUGCUGCAGGCUGUAGAAGGGACAACGAAAGUUGACAGUCUCUGCAGGUGGUCAUACUACUAUAUAGGAACCUAGAUCUUUUAAAUCAGCUCCUGAGGGAAAUGUAUGCAGUACUUGAUAUGGUCUCAAUUGCCUUUUAACGGAUACAAGCAUAUAUACAUUGUAGCUUCAUUGAUUCAAAUUGUCUCGCUUGAUUUAUAAUGUAAAAGUAUUGUUCG